Molecule: messenger RNA, 4866 nt
Organism: Pangasianodon hypophthalmus (striped catfish)
Lineage: Eukaryota; Metazoa; Chordata; Actinopteri; Siluriformes; Pangasiidae
Gene: tpd52
Product: tumor protein D52
Exons: 7
Coding region: 1134-1844 (236 amino acids)
Biological process (GO): B cell differentiation
Cellular component (GO): cytoplasm
Source: RefSeq, a predicted model, not a curated record
GUUUAUUUAUAGAUCUGAUUGUUUUGAGUUAUUAAGGUUUGUAUUAAACCAAUUUAAUUCAAAUGAGCAGGCUAAUAUCUAUAACAACUUAAUAAUAAAUAUAAUGUCACUGUAACAAUAUAAAAAUUUGCUUAACUAACCAUUAAUACCCGUUUUAAGCAUCAGCAUGUUGUAUUUCAGUAAAGUCUAGUGCACUCAACAGGGAAGCAACAAGUUUCUCUGCUGGUCAUGUUUUCACACAGCUAAUAUAAAUAAUUUGGUCUUAAUUAGUUACUAAUGUGUUUAGUGUCAAAAUACAGGGUAUACUGUUGCAUGAACCAUAAUGGCAAACACAUGAGGGUGAUCAUGUGAAGCUACCUAUCACAUCUUUUCGAACACACUCAGAAGGAAGUGCUGUCUGCCCUCUUCUGCAUACAUGUGCUCACAGACGUCUGUAAUUGGCUAGUGUCUCUGUGACGGGGGAGACAGAUAUCCCUCUCACCCAGAGAGCACAGCCAGUUUUGCUCUCCAUCACCCCCAUUGUCAGGAUUCACACUCACGAUUUCCCAGUGAUGGGGCAAAUGCUUUUCUGUUGGGUCACCCGUGAGCCCCCUUGUUCAACAGUUUUUAUUAAAUUAUAUAAGCUACCACUUUUAGCCUAAUAAGUUAUCUUUCUGGGCAGCCAACACAUGGGACUACUUAUUCACUUAACUGUACACUGUUUUUUGGACCUAUUUUGAAAUUUCCUUCAGCUGACCCUAUGUUUGGUGUUUACUGGUGCAUGCAGAUGGUAGCACACAUCACUGUGUUGUGCAGAGGCAGUUUGAGAUGGAUUAGAGUUGUAAUCUGGGUCACUGCAGAUUACAUCUCCACAGGGUCACAUGACCAACAGACAAGUGGAUCCUCAUUUAUCUUGGAAGCCAAGAAACAGAGGGGGAAGGGCAUGAAGCAGCAUCCAGUAGAAGAUAACAAUGCUUGUUCAGCUGUUUACGAGACCUUCGGUUUGCAGUUUUGCUAGCUGUCUCAAACGAUACGCAGCAGAAAACUAAAUCAUUAGCUUCCCAUCUUGGCCUGUUCAUCAUAUGAGGCAGAAGCAGCCCCGGGGCACAUGAUCCAUUCACAGCGUGAACAGUCAUCAUUCGGAGAUUUCCAGGAUGGAUCCCACGGAGGAAUAUGUGUCUCCUUUCUGUUUUGAGCAAGGGCUUAACACCAACUACCUUUAUUUGUCCCCUAAAGAAAGCUUCACUCCACCCAGCUCACCGGCACUGCCAUGCAGAGGUGCUCAGAGACCAGACUCCAUCCCAGAAGUGGGGGAAGAUGCAGCGGGCACAGUGCAGCCCGCCUCUGACACAGCCCUUACUGAGGAGGAACAAGAGGAGCUACGCAGUGAACUGGUGAAGGUGGAGGAGGAAAUCCAGACUCUUACUCAAGUGCUGGCUUCCAAGGAGAGGCACUUGGCUGAGAUCAAGCGGAAGCUGGGUAUCACUCCAUUCAACGAGCUCAAGCAGAACCUGAGCAGGAGCUGGCAGGAAGUCACUACAUCCACAGCGUAUAAGAGGACCUCAGAAACGCUGAGCCAAGCUGGCCAGAAAGCCACAGCAGCAUUCUCCAGUGUGGGUUCAGCCAUCAGCAGAAAGCUAGAGGAUGUCAGUAUACGCUCCAUACAACACUCCACUAGCAUGCCUGUGAUGAGGAACACUCCCACCUUCAAGUCAUUUGAGGAGAAAGUGGAGAGUUUAAAGACCAAGGUGAGCCCCACUGCAUCAUCCACCGAGCUUGGGGUUGAGUCAGAAUCGACGCCGAGUGCAGAGCCGGUGGCUGAGCAGCCCGACGGGACGACUGUCCUGGCUCCAGAACCACACUGAGGAGCAGCUUCUUCACUUCACUCCACUCUUCCCUUCUUCCACCCCUCCUCCCCUCUGCUUCUUCCCUCCUAACAUCAUACUUAGCUGAAAAACAAAACUGAUGCUCUGUGCUCACUUUCUUUCCCUCAAACUAGUUAGGAAAGAAUGUGUUCAUAGGAAAGACAUCAUGUUUAGAUGGUGGACGCAAGAAGAGUAGAAAGAUGAGCUUUACGAGUCCACGGUUUUCUAAAAACCACUCAUUUCUCAGUUUUCGCACUACAUGCUUUCAUGUUCCUCCGAGUUCCGUUAACCGCCAUCAUUUCACCUUCUGAAUGUUUGCAUGAGUCUGGUAUCCAGAACAUGUGGUAGGCCGACACUGGAGCCGAUCUCGGGUCAGGUGGAGAUGAAUGAAGACUUGGGGCUUCACACAGUUUGUAUAUGACUUCUGACCUUUGUUUUUUGUCUACUUAGUUCUCGUCCCCCAAAACCCCCGUACCCUCCAAACCCUAACACGUAUACACACACAAACAAGGCCAGUGUGCUCUUCAUGGGUUCAGUGACAUAGGGGUUGAGGUCUACGCUGGUAGCACAGCCCACAGAUGACCUUUAUAUAUGCUUUUUAUAUGCAGUUUUGCUGUAAAAGACAAAUAGCUGCCAUUAGAAGGUCAGCUAUGAAUUUCCAUAUUAUGUUUUUGUAUUAAUUACAUUUCCCUCUAAACAAAACACUGCCAUAGAAUAGCACUUAGGCUACUCUAAAUGGUGUCUCAUACUGUUUAGUACCUCAUAGCAAAUUACAACAUUUCAGGAAAAAGGCAAUAUUUUUUUUUCUAUGAGUGUUAUGGAUUUACCUUUAGGUUUUGCCUCUUGGUCUUUAAUAAUACAAAUGCCAAAAAAUAUAGUGUGAAACGUUUUGUGAACAGAAGCCUUGUCUGACACUUUUUAUGUCAUUUAGAUGAAUAAUGCUGGAUACUAGUAGUCAAAACUCUAUAGGAUGUAUAUAUUUAAACUAAAACAGGUUUAUAUAUUAACAAAUCGUUAAAAUAUUGAAAACAUUUUAAUGCUCAGAGCUAUGUGUAGAAUUGUUUAUGUUCAGAAUUUAUAGAGAGAGAAAUAGAAAGUAAUAGCUGACAUUAAAUGAGAGUCUACCAAAUCUAUGAAGGAACAUUAUGGUUAUAGUUAUAAAAACUAGAACAAUUUUCACAAUGAAACAAAUCUGAACACAAAAAAAUGUAUCCCCAUUUAUUCCUUCAUGUAGCUCCAUGUCUGUUUGGAGUGGACACAUGGUAUGAUGUGUAAGGAAUAAAACACAACAGGGCAUGCUGUUAUAGGACAAUAAAGCUGGGACAGUGUGAUGCUGUUAUCUUCGCAAAGUUGAGUUUGUAGUUCAUUUUCCUAUUACAGCAUUUCCUGUCUGUUUUUUUUUUUCCUCUUACUACAUAGCAAUUUGCCGAUGAUUACAUUUUUUUAUUCAUCAAAGAACCACGUGUACUUUUUAUCCAUUUAUAGUUACACUUCAAUUUUUUUUUUCACCGUCUGAAAUAUGUUAGUUUAGUUGCUGUUUUCACUCACCUUAUAGCAGCUGUAAACAGUCCCUUCCUCAUCAGCCUCUCUUUUUUUCUCUCUGGAACCUAAUAAAACAAAAUAUGCAGCUUGUACUGAGAAGCACUCCGUCCUGAAGAAUUUCCUGCAUCGGAAAACCUAGUUAAGAGUUUUACUGUUACAGAGCGCCGACACUAGAGACUCCUACAAAUGAUAAAAAGACGUCUCCUCACAGCAACUUUACCAUGUUAACAGUUACACACUUUUUUAUUCCAUUUAUGUGGAGCUUCUGUUAUACAAUUCCUUGUCUACACUGUUACUAUAGAGAUGAUGAUGUAUUGACAGUGGUCAUUAAUAUAAACGCGUGGUUUGUCUUGUCAGAGCUGCUGUAACAGAACUUUAAUCAACACUGUCCAGUCAGAAGCAGGAAUUGAACAGCGCUGUGGUACUCAUUUGCAAAGUCAUUUUAUUUCACUAUAACAAAGUCAUACAUUUGGCAGCUUGUGACCGUUCAUUACUGAGGUCUUUGAGCAGAACAUGUUCACUAAUCUAACAAGUGCAACUAGCUCUAAGUUUUAUCUCACAGGUUCUGGCUUUGCUUAAAAAUUGAGUUCUGUAGAAGUUUAAAAAUAAGGCAUGUUUGCAUGUAAACAUGAUCUAUAAACUUUCUGGCUUUUGGGUGUUGAAAUAGAACAAAUGUGGUCAGAACUCACUUUAGCUUUGUACUGUUAUCAUUAUUAACUUUUUAUGUCUAAAUUCUAGCCUCACAGAAUCAACACAAAGAUUGGAAAUGAAAUACUUAAAGACAGAUCUCAGAGUAAAUGCAACACAUGGACAGGUUUGCCUUGGCUUCCUUGGUUGUUAGACAAUAUUUUUAAUAACAAAGAAAAGAGUAUCAGGUAAUAUUGAUUAUUUUGGGUUAUAACUAGAAAUUCACGCAUGCAUAUGAUGAUAAAGUGUGUAAUAAAGUCGAGGAUAAUAUAAUUGUUUAAGGCUUGGGCCGGCAGGCAUUUCUUUCUCUGUAACACUAAAAGCUCUUGCUCAGAAGCUGCUGUAUUGCAAUGUAGUGUUUAUCUUCAUAGGAAAUUUGUAAGUAUGGACAUGACUUUUUCAGUUUGUCUUGUAAAAUUGUUGUAAAAUCUUUUCAUAUGCAGCAGCAAUGAUAUUUGUCUGUAUAGCUCACAUUUCUUAGUUUUAAAAAAAAGCCUCUCUAUUUUUUAGGAUAUAAUUUUACCCUGGAUAUUAGUUAUUAAUGGUGUUGUUUAACAGAUUACCUGCUGGGUGAAGUUACACAUCCAGAAUAAGUCCUGUCCAUAGUUACAGCUCAGGUGUCCUCUACUGAUAAUGAACUUUUUCCCCGCAAGGCUCUGCGUGUGCAUCUCUAACAAGUGUUUUCAUUCUCUGCAAGCUAAAUCACACAGUGUAGUUGAUUCAAGAUGGAAAUUCCUAAUUCAACUGUCUGUUUCUUUGUGUGUCCACUCCUGAAUAAAGCACAAUAAUUAUA